Messenger RNA from Naumovozyma castellii, 1794 nucleotides. It is a transcript of the gene DDC1, whose product is annotated as Ddc1p. The coding region runs from base 1 to 1794 and encodes 597 amino acids. The record is from RefSeq and is a predicted model, not a curated record. The transcript has a single exon. NCBI's taxonomy places the organism in Eukaryota, Fungi, Ascomycota, Saccharomycetes, Saccharomycetales, Saccharomycetaceae.
AUGUCAUUCAGAGCAACCAUUACAAAUAUUGAAAAACAUACUCUGUGGUAUCGUACAAUCUAUAUCUUAUCCACCAUUAAUGAUGAAAUAAAACUAUCCAUUACCAAUGCCGGGCUUUUAGCAUGGACAAUGAAUGAAACAGAGACAUCUCUGAGCCAAAUCUUCUUUUCAAGGAGCUUCUUUGAUCAAUUUGAAUAUAAACCACAUGAUAUCGUUUUUGGAGAGGAUGGUGUCCAAGUUCAUAAAGAUUUUCGGGGUAUUGAUCAGAAACUAUAUUCCUUUCAAAUGAAUGCCAAGCAUUUAACAACAAUAUCAAAAAAACCUGAGAACGAUACCGUUAAGUCAUUUACCAUUGUUUUAAACAAUACAGCCACAUGUCCUGAAACUUUGACGAAUCGAUUAUUAAUACAGAUCGAAAUGGAAUCACUAAUUUUGAAAGAAUAUGCACCACUAUUUACACCUAUUAAGUUUGAUCCUAUUAUUAUUGAUUUGAAAUACAAACGUAAGUUCCUUGACGUCUUUGGGACAGCAGCUGAAUCACCUAACCCUGACCAACCCUUAGACCCGCGCCUUUUAGAUGUUUAUAAGAGGACAGAGCAAGAAUUAGAGAGAUCCCUAUUCAAUGAUGAGGUAGAGUCUAGCAUCCGACAAAAGGAUAAGCUUACCAUGGCUGAUGAAAUCAACUAUAUUUGUUGCAACCAGAUUCUCUUACGGAAUAUUAUCGAGAAUUAUAAUUCCUCUGUAACAACAGAAAUAAAACUUGACAUCGGUGCUCAUAAAUUGAAUAUAACUGCAUUUACAAAAGCGAUUUUUGGUGAACACGAUAUUUUGGUAAAGAAUGCCAUGAGUAUCUGCAACACAAUAAAUACCUCAGACCUGGAACAUUAUUGUUUAUUUACUAGUGUUGAUGAGACCCAACUAGCCAACGCCAACAUUAAAAAGAAUGACUACACUAAAAGCAUCAUUUUCAAGCUCAAGGAUCUCAGAAACUUUAUGAAUAUUGGGUCAUCACUAAAGGUGAACCCAAGCGAUGACGAUGUAAUAAGUAUAUGGUUCUGUAAACCUGGUGAUCCAAUUUUAAUUGAAACAAACAGGAUGGGCGUUCGAAUGCAGUUAGUCCAAAUCACUGACAGUGUGACAAAUACUGAAUACCCCGUAGAUGGAACGAAAAGGAUAACAUCACCCAUCAAACAAGCAAGGUUGCAGCAGGAAGAGGCUGUAUUUCCAGAAAAGGCAAAAAAAUAUAGCCCUUCCAGAUCCAAAAGAUAUGCGAAUAGGAGUGAAGCUUCUCCUCAAAAGGAUAAUAGGAGGCAACUAUUUGUUGAGGCUGAUUCACAAGUCGAGAAAUCAUCUAAUAAUAUUUUCGCACCAGUAUAUGAACAUAUGGAUACCUACGAAGAAAAUAAAUUACCUAUUUUCAACAACCCAGAGGAUCCUUCUAUUGCUCGAGUUAACAUUUCCAGGAAAAGAAUAAGCUCUCAAGAAGAUGGAAAUUCCGAUGUUUUCCAUAAUAAGUUUGCUAAAGACGUUUCUGAUAAUGCUGCAAACCGAAGCAAUACAACUAUUGGUUGGGGGAAGAACCAACUAGAUCACUUAGCGUACGUUAAGGAUGGAACUAGAAACACUAUAGAUAGUGAUAGUCUUUUGAGAAGAGAAAAGCAGAAAUUGCUUCCACAGGAAAAUUAUGACACCGAUGAACAUCCAGAUAGACGGGAACAAAUUCAUGAUAAAUCUCAAGAGCAAAGUGAAUUUGGACCAACUCAAGAAAAAAGACCCAAGGGUUUGUUUGACUAA